AUGCGCUCCCUUAUCCAGUCUCUCUUUAUGUUCCAGGUGCUAGACGUCUCCAAUAACAAGCUCAGUGUUAUCCCCCUGGAGCUCGCUGACUGCCCCAAGCUGAAGGAGCUGAACCUGAAGGGAAACCCCUUGCAGGACAAGCGUCUGGAGAAAAUGGUCAACGGCUGUCAGACCAAGUCUAUCCUGGACUACCUGAGGUCGGGGGGGAGGGGCAAGGGCAAGACAGAGGGCAACGAGAGGAGCAAGAGGAAAAAGGCCGUGAAGAAGGAGGCCAUGGAAACGGACGGAGUCGAGGACCUGAACAAACUGGUGGUCCGGGUGCUGCACGUGUCCGAAAGCACUGCCGCCUCCUCCGUGCAGGUCAGGGUGACCGCCGAGGUGAAGGACGUCAGGCCCUACAUCGUGUGCUGUGUGGUGCAGGGGAUGAAGCUGAGGCCGGGGAACGCGCUGAAACGCUUUCUCACACUCCAGACCAAGCUGCACGAGGACAUCUGCCAGAAGAGAACACUGGCCACCAUCGCCACCCACGACCUGCGUCUGGUGAAGGGGCCGUUGCUGUAUGACGCCAGACCCAGCCACACCUUGAAGGUAAGCAAUGAUGACGAUCAUCCCACUGGGGCGAAGGAGGUGAAGGCGACUGAGCUGAUCCGGCAGCUCCAAGCCGAGGCCGAGGAGCAGAGAAAGCAGAAGAAACGACAGAACGUCUCUGGGCUCCACAAAUACCUGCAGUUACUCAACGGCAAAACAAACUACCCCUGUUUAGUGGACGCGGAGGAACACGUCAUCUCCUUCCCACCCAUCACCAACAGCGAUAAAACCAAGAUCCGCAAAGACACCAGUCAGCUGUUUGUUGAAGUCACCAGCUGCGCAAGCCUGCAGAUCUGCAAGGAAGUCAUGGACACCCUGAUUGUACGCAUGGCCGAACUGAAUAAAUUCACCUGUGAGAGUCAGGAGCAGGAAUCGGUGUCGGACGAGGAGAACCUGGAGGAGCCGGUCACUGAGCCCCCAGAGACCACCCCGGCCGGCCCUGAGCUGACGGUGAAACAAGUGCGUGUGGUAGACAACGAGGGUAACCUGAAGGUGGUUUAUCCGGCCAAAACCGACUUAAACGUGGACCUGAGUUACAUGACCAUCAUCCGGUAACCUCACUCGCUCACUCCUCCGUCCGCUGUUCCCGCCUUCAAGCUUCUCUGUCCUCCAGGUCCUCUUUGCUCGACUCCCAAAUUGUGCCAGCAAGGAACGUCCCGGCUCAGAGAUUAACCCUUUGUAGCCUCUCCAAAGGUACAUUGAGUGGGCCGGCGGGGAGGGGGAGGGGGAGAUAAAAGCUUCACAUAAAAUAUAAGCUGACAACCCAUCGAAGGGAAAACCUUUCCACUGCAGGACAGGAAUUGACUUCCUUUUUCUCAAAAAAAUUCAUCUCACCAUCCCGCUUAAAAGCAAAAUUCAAGUCCACGUUUCCCCGAGUUGAGGGGAAGACUCCCAAUACAUCAGUCGUUUCUGAUGCCUGUCGUUCUAUACUGUACUAACCCUCGCUGCUGCCCCAAAUCCAGCCACGAGAGGCGAAUGGCAGACCCGGGGAUGCCUCCCCUCCCAUCUCUCCCUCCCCACACGCCCUCCCCACUUCAGCUUUGCUGUUUGCCUCUCAUGACAGCUUGGGGUGUGAGCGAUCUCGAGCUCUGAUCUCAAAUCUUCCCCCUCCCCCAAAAAGACUUAAGCAUCUCUUAAUGUAACCUGCUGUUGAAAACUUGUGCCUGCAAAGUCUUUCCUGAAUAUACUUAAUUAUCUGAAUCGCUGAGAAAUGUGAAACAAUUAACACAGCAGCAGGAAGCUGUCUGGCUAAACAGUAGACAGAUAUACUGUAUUAUAGCUAUUUACCAGAGGCCUGUUUAGCACAAGGCAAUGCAUGAUAAAACCAAGGGAGGCUUCAGUGACCAUCCAAAUCUUAUUGGCUGUAAUAAAGCUCACACCCACAUGUCAGCUUUAUUUUUAGUGUCCGCUAUUUAUUUUCGCUGGAUUCAUAACUGAAACACGCUCUUAAAAAAAAGUGGCAAAUUUCUGCCCUUAUUCUCGCAGCAAGCUAUAAGCAAGUUUAUACGUUAAGUUGCCAAUUUCUGAAAUACUUUUAUCACGUCUGUCAAUAACACUCGGGUCUACCAUUUGGAUCAUUGCACAAAGCGUCUUAGACUGAAUGGUGAUUGCGAGGCUCUUAAAAGGAUGACUCAUGGAGCAACGCCAAUGGCUGUUGGAAUAAGACAGUGAUGUACAGGAACGAUGGGAAGGGAGUUGGCUGCGGGGGGGAAAUGAACUGUCUAAAGUUCCAAUACUGGAUAUGUUUGUACAUCUACAUCCAUACCUGUGUGGACUGUAUUACCAGAUGAAUAAACUACCAUUGAAACCA
Callorhinchus milii (elephant shark) is the source of this 2398-nucleotide messenger RNA. It is a transcript of the gene lrrc47, whose product is annotated as leucine rich repeat containing 47. Gene Ontology annotation, molecular function: RNA binding; phenylalanine-tRNA ligase activity. The record is from RefSeq and is a predicted model, not a curated record. The transcript has 6 exons. The coding region runs from base 1 to 1143 and encodes 380 amino acids. Lineage: Eukaryota; Metazoa; Chordata; Chondrichthyes; Chimaeriformes; Callorhinchidae. Gene Ontology annotation, biological process: phenylalanyl-tRNA aminoacylation.